CCCAGAGUGAGCAAUGCUGGCCUUCCUCAUCCCCGUCCUCACCCUCACCGUGGGGUUGGUGGAUGCCCGUGCCACCGACUCCCCCACCUGCGCCCCGCUCGUCCCUGCCAAAAUGGACAACGCAACGGUGGACGGGCUGCUGGGGCACUGGGUGUACAUCAUGGGUGCCUCCCAGUACCCCCCGCACAUGGCUGAGAUGAAGGAGCUGAAGUAUGCGACCUACACCCUCUUCCCUGGCAGGCAUGAGGACGAGUUCAAUGUGACAGAAAUCAUGAGGCUGAAUGAAACAUGCGUGGUGAGGAACACCAGCAAGAUCCACGUCUUUCGGCACAACUCCACGUUGGUGCACGAGGAGGGGAAGGAGUUGUCCAUGGCCGAGCUGAUCCACAGUGACAAGGACCUGUUCAUCCUGAAGCACUUGAAGGAUAACCAUGUGGGCCUCAGCCUGUCAGCACGGACGUCCAAGGUGACCAAGGAGCAGCUGGAGGAAUUCGAAGCCCAACUGCGCUGCCACGGCUUCAAGCAGGAGGAGAUAUUCAUCACCUCCCCCAAGGAUGCCUGUCCUGCAGCUGGAGAGGAGAUGGGCGAAGGCAGCACAGCCACCGCAGAGCCACAGCAGGGGUGAGCCCACAUCCCCCCUGUGCUCUGCUCUGCCAGGGAUGCGCCGACGAGGAUUUAUGUCUUCCACCAAGGACUUCACGAUGCCCUUCGCAGAAGGAAUUUGCUGCUUUUCUGUUCUCACAUGGACCUGGAAUAAAGC
This is a messenger RNA of Phasianus colchicus (ring-necked pheasant), 760 nucleotides long. RefSeq names its product alpha-1-acid glycoprotein-like. NCBI's taxonomy places the organism in Eukaryota, Metazoa, Chordata, Aves, Galliformes, Phasianidae. The record is from RefSeq and is a predicted model, not a curated record. Gene Ontology annotation, biological process: regulation of immune system process.